AAAGCAGCAUUGCUAUCUACUCCGCCACGUCGCGCGGCCGCAUGCAGCUCAUCUAUGGCGGGCAGCCGUUCAUCUUCGAGAAGACCCUGAAGCUGUCGACGGGCGAGGAGAAGCGCUAUUGGCGCUGCAAUCAAUGGUGGAAUCAAAAGUGCCGCUCGCGUGUUUUCACAAUCAACGACAUUGUCUGCCCGCUGAAUCGCUUUCACACGCACGAGGAGAUUGUGCGGCGCAAGAAGCGCGUGCGGCGCGUUCCAGUGCCGGAUGCUAAGGCCUAUGCCACAACAGCAGCCAGGCAGGAGCAGCAGCAGCAGGCACAGGCGCAGCAGGAUCAACAGCAGCAGCAGCAGCUCCAUCAUCAUCAUCAUCAACAGCAGCAGCAGCAGCUGGCAAGCGAUGCCAUGCUGACCACGACCUUGUCGGACGAGGCCACAGCCACCAUCGAUGUGAACGAGCUGGGCAUGCAUUUAAAAUAUGAGGAGAUUGUCGCCGAUGUAACUGGCAUUGUGGGCGGGGCACACAGCCAUGCCCGUGUGCUGGGCCGCAAGAAGUGAGAGUAGCGGCAGGGUAUACGUAGUUCGUAACGUUUCAAUUGUCUAUAAUUAAUACAUUCACACACAUUAUUCAAGUAAACGCAAUUUUAAUAAACUUAACUAAGGCUUCAAACAGCACGCAAGCUAUUCGAUUUAAUCUACACACACCAUUUCGCCUUUUGGAGCACGCACUAACCGAAGAUCACACACACUCUCUCUCUUUCUCUCUCUCUACUUUGCAGAGCCGAUCUUCUACUUCACCAAGGGUCAGAGGAAGUCGAUCAAAUUGAACUUUGGCGGUCACAGCUAUGUCAAGUUCAUGGAGAACAGCCGCGGCACCAAGUGGAUCUGCGCCACACGCUCCACAACCAAAUGCCGCGCCCGUGUCCGCACCAAGGAUAAUGCGCUCGAGGUGCUCCACGAAGCGCACAAUCAUCAAAUGUCCAAGCGACAGCGCGAACGUGCCAAGUCGCGACGCGCACUCAGUUAAU
Messenger RNA from Drosophila novamexicana, 1021 nucleotides. Its product is annotated as conserved oligomeric Golgi complex subunit 4. The transcript has a single exon. The record is from RefSeq and is a predicted model, not a curated record. The coding region runs from base 42 to 551 and encodes 169 amino acids. Lineage: Eukaryota; Metazoa; Arthropoda; Insecta; Diptera; Drosophilidae.